AUGAGCUUCAAGUCUCUCCUUGUGUGUCUACUCGUGCUUAGCCUCUCAGAGGUCGUCAGGUCGGUAUCGCGUCUAGGGAAACGCGACUUUGAACGCCUCUCUGCAGAAGCCAUAGAGGAGCUCGCCGCGCAUCCUGAUCCUGUACGCAACAUUGACCCAUCCAAUCCUUCGUCUCACCUCUCCAAAAUCCUUAUACCGCGCCCUCCGGAUACGGAGAACAAUACCAUCGUGCGAGAGUAUAUUGUCUCGACACUGAAGGACCUCAACUGGCAUAUUGAAGAGGAUUCUUUCAACGGCACGACACCCUAUGGUGUCAAACGUUUUACCAACGUGAUCGCCACCAAAGACCCGGCCGCAUCGCGCAGGGUGAUUCUUGCUGCUCAUUUUGACAGCAAGUUCUUCUCGAAUUACCCGGAUAGUCAGUUUGUGGGUGCAACUGACUCCGCUGCCCCAUGUGCUUUCAUGCUAGACGUUGCCGAGACCCUGAACCCCCUGCUCGAGGAUCGACUCGAGAGACUACGAGACAGCGAGGAUGACGACGACGACGGCGACGACUUGUCAGAUACCACCCUCCAACUCGUGUUCUUUGACGGCGAGGAGGCGUUCAAAGACUGGACUGCGACUGACUCAAUCUAUGGAGCGAGACAUCUCGCAGAAAAGUGGGCCUCAACAUAUAUUACGUCGGAAACACAUACAAAGCGGCGCCUGACUCGGUGGUCACAAGACACUGAGCUCUCGACCAUUGAACACCUCAUCCUACUCGACCUGCUUGGAGCGCCGAACCCUCUCAUACAGUCUUCGUACAUUGAUACUGCCUGGCUCUUCGAUGAAAUGAUUUCAGCAGAGCAGCGCCUCAUGUCAAGCGGUGCAUUCGACUUUCAAGGCGAAGGCAGUGUACGCAGCUUCUUCAUUUCGCGGACCGAUGGCGGCCACUUCUGGGGGCGAGUAGAGGACGACCAUGUACCUUUCCUUCAGCGAGGUGUUGAUGUGCUGCAUGUCAUUGCUACACCUUUCCCAAAAGUGUGGCACACAUUGGCGGAUGAUGCCUCUGCUCUCGACAUACCUACAAUGCGGCGCUGGGUACUCAUCCUUCGGGUGUUUAUGAGCGAAUACCUCGGUUUGAUCCCAGAAAGCAAUCAGCGUCGGUCCCCCGUCCAGAAGGCCACGGAUGAUCUAGUAAGUGCAUUUUUACGUACUUCCCAGCUACGCUCACGCUGCACUAGUAGCACUGGAACAAGACGGCAGUAUCGAGUGCAGACACAAGGAUAG
Phanerochaete carnosa HHB-10118-sp is the source of this 1269-nucleotide messenger RNA. RefSeq lists its product as uncharacterized. The record is from RefSeq and is a predicted model, not a curated record. The transcript is spliced from 4 exons. Gene Ontology annotation, molecular function: zinc ion binding; glutaminyl-peptide cyclotransferase activity. Lineage: Eukaryota; Fungi; Basidiomycota; Agaricomycetes; Polyporales; Phanerochaetaceae. Bases 1 to 1269 code for a protein of 422 amino acids.